This is a messenger RNA of Saccharomyces cerevisiae S288C, 1131 nucleotides long. It is a transcript of the gene PEX35, whose product is annotated as Pex35p. The transcript has a single exon. Gene Ontology annotation, cellular component: membrane. The record is from RefSeq and is marked reviewed. Lineage: Eukaryota; Fungi; Ascomycota; Saccharomycetes; Saccharomycetales; Saccharomycetaceae. The coding region runs from base 1 to 1131 and encodes 376 amino acids.
AUGAAACACAAUCGUCCAAAUGGUACUGGGAAAGCAGUUUCUGGCUUCAAGCAGAUAAUAAGAAGGCUUCUACUCCUCUUGAACAAGAAGAGAAGAAAACAACUCGUCAUCAUCUUGAAAAGAAUAACCCAAGUCUAUGGAAUAAACCUAGUAUUUUAUGUCAAAAAAUGGAAAUUGAAAAAAUUACAGGGUGAAAAUAUUCAAAUAAAUGAUAUCAUGCCAUGGCUAAGAGAGUCUACUAUAUUAGUCUUGCUGAACAUACUAUAUCCAACUUUGAUGAAGUUCCCAUUUUUAAAAAAUCAUUAUAUUCACUGGUCUUCCAUUGUAGGAAUAUCGUUAAUGCUUACCAAGGGUGAGGUACCUUCGUGGAUUAUCGCACACUUUCUUGUGGAAGCUAUAGCCUCCAAAUUAAAGAUCGCAAAAUUAACACAAUGGUUGAAAAAAAAAAAUUUUUCCCAGGGUACAUUAAUAAAAUUCCAGCAAAUUCUUGUGUGUUUAGCGAUUAUUGUAUUAUUUGCCAAACUGGACAGGAGUUCGUUACCAUUCCGUGUGCUUUUUGACCAUAGGCCAUUUUUAAUAGAUUUCUUCACAAUCAAUGCCAUUUUCACAGUUUUGGCAGUAUAUCACAGAACAUUAAAAUUCUUUUUUACUUCAGGGACGAAAUCAAAUAAGAAUGUCGGCGGCCACGAAGUCAGGAACUUUUCUCAAUACCUUGGGGUCAAGAACCAUAAUGAUUGGCCCAUAUCUUCAUCAAAUUUGAAGCAUGUAAUGGACAGACUAAAUGAAAUACAUGAAGUUACAAUUGAUGAUAAUUAUGCAAAUAUAAACGAAAAGAUAAUAAAUUCAUAUUUCACCAAGGGUUUUUUUCCAAGUCUAAAAUGGACUAUAUUAAGGCAGUGUAUCGAAUAUUUAUUCGUCACGAAAAGGCGCAGAUUAAUGGGCAACAAAUUGCGGUGCAUCGUGAUGCUUCUUACAUUCACCUUCGUGGAUCCAACAAGUAAAAUGAAAAUCAGCCCAUUUUUCGCAAAAUUCUUUGCGAAGUCCUUGGUUAAUGUUUACUUGAAAAAGUAUUGGCAUUGCAACUUUGGGAAAUAUAUACUAUUCUUUUUGUUUCAGCUUAGUAUUAUGUGA